AUGUCUGCAAAAGGUCAUCAGACGGAAAAAGGUCCGAUAAGCAAGAAGGAGCUGUUGUCUCGAAUUGCAGCUGGAGAAGACGGUAUAGUAGUUCCCUCACUGGCAAAUCAGGAUUGGGCUGCGUUCCAACAGGACAGCUUGAGAGAUCCGACACUGAUCAACUUUUUGUCUUGUGUACUAGUUCCUAUUCUCACCUGGCUGUAUCCUGAUAUUACCGCUUCAGAAUUGCGCGAGGCUCAACUCCUGGGGAGCGCUUACGGUCGGCCCAGAAAACGGCUACGCAUUGUGGCCGCUUAUCGCCUUCCGCCCGUCCGUAUGGCUGAUACCAUGACCCGAAGAGCCCAACCGUCGACUUCCAAAGCAAAUGCAAACGAGUCGAUUGACGUAGAAAUGGCCGGGCUGUCUACUGUCGACUCGAACGGUGAUGCAGGUAACUCGCACGCAACUCGCCACACCGAGGCCUUGAGUGUUCUUCCCGACGUGCUUCCUCCUACGGUUCAGGAACUCGACGACCCCAUGGAAAUCUUCCGGAAAACGACUCCACCAGUAAACGUGAACCACCGUACUUCCAAGAAGGCGCAGCCUACCCAUCCGCCUUUGCAGUCUUCCUCAGAUGUGGCGUCCACAUCCAUCACAGCUCUCUCCCAACCCUCCGUUGCAGAAGACACUGGUCGGAUUGCCAUCUCGUUCCCUUCAAAGGACCUUGACGCCUCUCACAUAUACAGCAAGGACUUGCGUCGUCUGACUCCUGGAGAAUUCUUGAAUGAUGAAUUAAUUGAAUUGGGGUUGAAAUUCGCAAGAAGCGAUCUACAGAUCAGAAGGCCUGGUGCCUUGGACCGAAUUCAUUUCUUCAACACGUUUUUCUAUACUAAGGUCGACCAAGAGGAUCUGCAGAAGGGAUAUGACCUUGUGAAAAAGUGGACCAACGGCGUUGAUAUCUUCGAGAAGAGGUUCAUCAUCAUCCCGGUUCACGAGCGUUUCCGUGUCGCAGCCUACACUGGUAUCUCGCCAUCGUAUGCAAUCCGAGUGGAAUCCUCCAACGAUCUGGUGAACAGCACAGGACGUAGAAGUGCACGUAUCUAUAUAAUCGACUCUCUCAACCAUCCUCGAGACCGCGCCAAGGCUGUCUUGACUUCGUAUCUAGCCAAAGAGGCGGUUCAUAGGGGAAAACUGAAGAGCGAGAAGGACGCGGUUGAACCGUCAUUCAUAAGAGCGAAAGCUCCUGAACAAACGAACUACUGCGAUUGUGGGGUCUAUCUGAUUCACUUCGCAAAGGUCUUCAUCAACCACCCAGAUAGAACUGAACGCGUAAUGAAGGCAGUAACUGACAUCAGAGAGGCCAAGCAGCACCGACAUUGGAGGGUAGGCAAAAUUCAGGAAUUGCGGGAUGGUCUCCUACGUCGCAUCCAGGAGCUGUCUGAAACACGUCUAUCUGAGCAAGGAGCCUUGUGA
Messenger RNA from Stereum hirsutum FP-91666 SS1, 1452 nucleotides. Its product is annotated as cysteine proteinase. Gene Ontology annotation, biological process: protein desumoylation. Bases 1 to 1452 code for a protein of 483 amino acids. Lineage: Eukaryota; Fungi; Basidiomycota; Agaricomycetes; Russulales; Stereaceae. Gene Ontology annotation, cellular component: nucleus; cytoplasm. Gene Ontology annotation, molecular function: SUMO-specific endopeptidase activity. The record is from RefSeq and is a predicted model, not a curated record. The transcript is spliced from 9 exons.